Parnassius apollo (apollo) is the source of this 645-nucleotide messenger RNA. The record is from the annotation of a GenBank genome assembly. NCBI's taxonomy places the organism in Eukaryota, Metazoa, Arthropoda, Insecta, Lepidoptera, Papilionidae.
AUGAGUGAAUUGACAGAAGCAUUAUAUCUUGAUAUUCAACUAAAAUCACAUCACUUUCUGUUAGUGGUUAUAUACAGAGCGGACAAUGACAAGGAAUGGAAUAUUAAGGACAAAAUACUAUAUGAAAACUUAAGUAAUGCAUCUGCACACAACACCAUGGUCAUAGUUGGGGAUUUUAACUACAGGGACAUUGUUUGGCCUCUUUCUUAUAAUCAGAGCUUGCAUGACUCAGCUCAGCUCUUUCAAAAAUUCUACUUUGACUCAGCUCUAUGCCAACUUGACACCGAGCCAACCCGCUAUCAAUCCGGAAAUAUUCCCUCACUACUGGAUUUGGUAAUGACAAAUGAGGAAGAUCUUAUCUCAGGCAUUACCAACUCAGCUCCAAUUGGUAAAAGUGACCACUGUGUAAUUGAAUUUCAAAUUCAAUACCUCAUCUCAAGCUCUUCAGCGCAAGGAUUAUUUAGACAUGCUUUACAUAAAAUAAACUAUGAGAUUGUUAAUGCAGAGCUCAAAAACACGCUAUGUAAUCAUGACUGGAGUAAAUCAGUAGAUGAACAGUGGAUGGCCCUGAAGGAUGAAGUGGAAAUUGUUUUAGACCGACAUGCUCCUCUCAAUAUGGUUAAAAAAAAAGAAAAAUCUAAAUAA